Molecule: messenger RNA, 4018 nt
Organism: Impatiens glandulifera
Lineage: Eukaryota; Viridiplantae; Streptophyta; Magnoliopsida; Ericales; Balsaminaceae
Product: 5'-3' exoribonuclease 4-like
Exons: 23
Coding region: 115-3639 (1174 amino acids)
Biological process (GO): nuclear-transcribed mRNA catabolic process
Cellular component (GO): nucleus
Molecular function (GO): RNA binding; 5'-3' RNA exonuclease activity
Source: RefSeq, a predicted model, not a curated record
CCAAACCCUAGUUCGCUUUGUUAAAACCCUAAUGAGGUAUGUAUUGAUGAUCUGAUUUCGCUUACACAGCUCCGACGACGUCUACCGUAAGAGAAGAUACAAAUCCAAUCGGAGAUGGGAAUACCUGCAUUUUACCGUUUUCUGGUUGAAAGGUACCCAAAGUCUGUCGUUAACGUGGUCGAAGAAGCUCCCUUUAAGGACGUAGGUGCACCAUUCAAUCUUUGUAGGCCUAACCCAAAUGGGUUUGAAUUCGACAAUCUCUAUCUUGAUAUGAACGCAAUCAUUCAUCCAUGUUUCCACCCUGAAGGCCUGGAACCCCCGAAGACGUACGAUCAAGUUUUUAAGGCUGUUUUUGAGUAUGUUGAUAGAAUAUUUUCGAUCAUUAGGCCUCGAAAACUUCUUUUCAUGGCAAUUGAUGGUGUUGCGCCACGGGCUAAGAUGAAUCAACAACGUUCAAGACGAUUUAGAGCUGCUAAAGAUGCAGCCGACCAAAUGACUAAGAGACAGAGAGCAAUUUUUUUAAAAGGAACAAGUAGGGUGCAAACUGAGACACAGGAUUCAAAUGUGAUCACACCUGGAACUGUAUUCAUGUCAUUGCUGUCUUCAGCCCUUCAAUAUUAUAUACACCACAGGAUGAAUAUGGAUUCUGGAUGGAAGGGAAUCAAGGUUAUUCUUUCAGAUGCCAGUGUGCCGGGAGAGGGGGAGCAUAAAAUAAUAUCCUACGUUCGCUUGCAAAGAAAUUUGCCUGGGUUUGAUCCAAAUACACGACAUUGUUUGUAUGGAUUGGAUGCAGAUUUAAUCAUGCUUGCACUUGCAACACAUGAACUUUAUUUUUCAGUGCUGAGAGAGGAUGUUCGCAAGGCACAAUCAGAUGAUAAAAGUGAUCAACAAAACCCUUCUUUUCACGAGGAGGCAUUUGAUAUGAGUGUCACCAACUUCAUAAAGAGGCAGAAAUUUCAGUUUCUCCAUGUAUGGAUACUUAGAGAAUACUUGGCACAUGCGUUGAGAAUACCAGAAGUCGAACCAGACCUCGAACGUUCGAUUGAUGAUUUUGUCUUCAUGUGCAUGUUUGUGGGGAAUGAUUUUCUACCACAUGUACCAUCUUUAGAGAUAUCUGAGGGAGCUAUUGAUUUACUUAUGACUGUCUACAAGAAGGAAUUCAAGCAGAUGGGGGGAUAUCUUACAAAUGGUUUUGAGGUGAAUCUGGAACGAGUGCAACACUUUAUACAAGCAGUUGGUGCCCAUGAGAAUGCCAUACUCUUGAAGCGUUUACAGGUGCAGAAGAAAAGGGAACUGCAAUUUGGUCAUUCACAUACUAAUUCCUACGCGAAUAGACGUAAAGGCUCUGUCUCCAACGAUGCAAUAUCUUUAAUAGACAAGGUUAGACUUGGAGAAGAGGGGUUCAAGGAUAGAUAUUAUGCUGAGAAGUUUGGUGCUGGAACUGAAGAGGAUCUUGAGAGAGUUCGGAAACAAGCAGUUCAGAAGUACAUUGAAGGGAUCUGUUGGGUCAUGCAUUAUUAUUACCAAGGAGUGUGUUCUUGGCAAUGGUUUUAUCCAUAUCAUUAUGCCCCAUUUGCUUCAGACUUAAAUGACCUUGAUCAGUUAAAGAUUGACUUUACACUUGGAAAACCGUUCAAGCCAUAUAACCAGUUGAUGGCUGUGCUGCCUGCUGCAAGUGCACAUGCACUACCCUUGUUUUAUAGGGAGCUAAUGACAAAUCGAUCUUCUCCAAUUUCUGACUUCUAUCCCACUGACUUUGAGCUAGACAUGAAUGGAAAACAACAGUCUUGGCAGGCUAUUUGCAAACUACCAUUUAUUGAAGAGUCUCGGCUUCUUCUGGAGACUGCAAAAGUGGAGCACAAAUUAAAUGCUGAUGAAAGGAAGAGAAACAGAUUGGGCAUGGAUAUACUGUUUGUUCAUGAAUUACAUUCUUUGGCAAAGAAGAUUAUUCCAUUUUGUGAAAGAAAUAAAGGUAAUCUGAAAUUAGCCUAUGGUAAAGUGAAGCGGAAAAUCAACCCUAAGGCAAGUGGAGGUAUGAAUGGGUAUAUGUACAUUUCUGAGAAGCCAGUGUGUCCUGUAGAAAUCCCUUCACCAUUUACUGGCAUGGAGCUGAUUACAGGGAAUAAAGUCAUAUCUGUAUAUUAUAAAUGUCCAUCUUCCCAUCCUCACAUUCUAAUGUUGCCAACAGGAAUUUUUAAGACUGAGAAGACUAUCAGGAAUCGUGAUAUCAAACCUCCACCUGUUCUAUGGCAUGAGAAGUCAUCAUGCUGGAUGGGACGCGUGGAAGUAGAAAGGGCCAUCCCCAAUGGUGUAUCAGGUCCUUGUCUGGCAAAAUUUGCUCACAGGCUUAUUUCCCAGAAAUACCCUCCUGCUAGACGUGUUGGUUUCCGUAACUUGGUUUCUUUUCUUGAGAAGCAAAUAGGAAGUCAACAUGAUGAACCCAACAAAAAUAGUAAGAAGAGAAAGAAAAGAAACAAAGCUACGAAGGAAAAAUCGGAUGAUGCUGUUGUUACUGGGAAAUGUGAUGAUCCCACAAAAAAGAGCCUGAAGAAAGUGGAAUUGAAAUGUAACCCAGACGGAAAUAUGCCUGUUUAUACUGACUUGCUAAACCUAGUUAAUGGAAAUCACCAUGAUGAACCCAACAAAAAUAGUAAGAAGAGAAAGAUAAAAAACCAAGCUACGAAUGAAAAAUCGGAUGAUGCUGUUGUUACUGGGAAAUGUGAUGAUCCCACAAAAAAGAGCCUGGAGAAAGUGGAACUGAAAUGUAAGCCAGACGGAAAUAAGCCUGUUUCUACUGACUUGCUAAACCUAGUUAAUGGAAAUCACCAUGAUGAACUCCUCAAAAUGAGUCAGAGAAGGAAAAUAAACCAAGUCAGUGAUGCUGAUGCCGAAUCCGCGAGAAAGGUGGAACCAAAUCAAGUCAAUGAUGCUGAUUCCUUGAGAAAGGUGGAACUGAAUCAAGUCAGUGAUGCUGGUGUUGAUUCCGUGAGAAAUGUGGAACCGAACCAAGUCAGUGAGAGUGUAGUUAGCCUGGAUGACGAGAAUUGUAAGACUGGCGUGAAUGUGCCGGUUUCUACUGGCUUACUAAACCUAGUUAAUGUAAGUCAACAUGAUGAACCCAACAAAAAGAGUAAGAAGAGAAAGAAAAGAAACCAAGCUACUACUAAUGAAAACUCCGCUGCUGCUGCUGUUACCGUGAAAUGUGAUGAUCCCACUAAAAAGAGACAGGAGAUAGUGGAAGUAAAUUGUAAACCAGACGGAAAUGAGCCUGUUAAUACUGGCUUACUAAACCUAGUUAAUGUAAAUCACCAUGAUGAACCCGUCAAAAAGAGUCUGAGAAGGAAAAGAAACCAAGCUAGUGAUGCUGAUUCCGUGAGAAAGGUGGAACUGAACCAAGUCAGCUUGGAUGCGGAGAAAUGUAAGACAGACAUGAAUGAGCCGGUUUCUACUGGAUUACUAAACCUAGUUAAUGAAAUUCACCAUGAUGAACCCGACAAUAGGAGUCCUAAGAGAAUGAAAAGUAACCAAGCUAAUGGAAAAUCUGAUGAUAAUGCUGAUCCAGCGGAAAAUAUGCAGGAGAUAGUGGAACCAAAUCAAGUCACUGGAAAAUGUGAUGAAGUUGGUGUAAGCCUUAUAUGAUAUUGUUCUUAAGAAGAAGAAAAGCAAGAGAAAAAAACAAAAUUGCUACUGAAAACGUCAAGGUUGGUCUAAGAGUUCAUUGAUCAAAAUUUUGCCUGCUUUUGCGCAAACAUGUCCUCAGUUAAGUCUGCGCAUAUUUUUGUUCUAUGUUAGAAGAUUUUUUUUGACAAAAGGAUAUAUUAUUAUCAUCAUCAUCAUGAAUCAUCUCUCCUUCAGAUUUUGAACUUGGAUUUUAGAUUAAAACCAAAUAGAAGAUGCAAUUGUGUUAGCUGUUUUAUUUGUUGUAUUUCUUUGCCCUUGUUGGGGGCAAUAGAUGCCCUAAUAGUGGACACAAUUCAUUCUCUUUCAAGCCCUUCAUUUAUUUACUUCUCUUUUUCUU